CAUUAUAUCACCCCGUUGGCACCGCCAGGAUGGGACCGGACGAUGAUGAGGGCGCGGUAGUCGAUCCUAGGUUACGAGUGAAGAAAGUCUCCGGAAUUCGCGUUGCCGAUGGUAGUGUUAUGCCCGAUAUUGUUUCCGGUAAUACGAACGCACCGAUUAUGAUGAUUGGUGAAAAGGUUUCGGACAUGAUCAAAGAAGAUUGGAACGACAAAAAGAAAGUCCAUACUGAGCUUUAAUAAAACACAUGCCAAAUGAAUUUCAUUUCAUGCCUUGCUUAAUAAUGCUUUAACAAAUAAACAUCAGUAAAGCCCAUAAAAUUGUCUUGUUACUUAAUGUCACAUGUUCAUACAAAAGGGAAGUCAUAAAUCUCAUGCUUAUGGAUUACGCUUAAACGUAUUCAAAUAGAAAAAAAACAAUCACAAUUUUACCUUUCGCACAGAUACCUUUAUUGUUGAUGAGUUUGAUGAACUCUACCCAUGACUGGAACUACUAUGCUGAAAAAAGCGAAAUCGCUAGUAAGGGGUACAAAAAGGGUAGCUAUUGGCCUCGAGGAAAAAUGUUGGGAGGCUGUAGUAGCACCAACGCAAUGCUCUACAUCCGGGGAAAUAGUAGGGAUUACGAUCGAUGGGAAGAGCAGGGCAACCCAACCUGGGGAUGGAAAGAUGUUUUACCCUAUUUCAAGAAAUCGGAAAACAACGGUGCCUAUCAUAUCCAGCAGGAGAGGGCAGCUUUCCAUGGGACAGAAGGUCCGUUGAAGGUAAAUAUGUACAUGUCUAAUGAAAUGACAAAAAUUCUGGUCGUUGAGGCUGCCUCUGAGCUUGGUCUUAUGGAGGUGAUGGAUGUGAACAGUGAUGAGCACAUCGGGUACAACGUCGCUCAAGGGACGGUUCACGAGGGCAAACGUCAAAGCGCUGCUAAAGCAUUCUUAAGUCCCAUUAAAGAUAGAGAGAACCUCCACGUGAUCAAGAAUGCCCAGGUGAUGAAGGUUAUUGUUGAAGACGGUGUAGCCACCGGAAUCAAAUACGCUCGAGAUACGUUCUAUAACGUUGUAGCGACCGCUAAAAAAGAGGUAAUUCUUUCGGCCGGAGCCAUCAACACGCCGCAACUGCUCAAACUUUCCGGUAUUGGUUCAAAGGAAGAAUUGGAAAAGUUUGACAUUCCUGUUGCCGUCGAAUCACCAUUUGUUGGUGAAAACCUCCAAGAUCAUCUCAUAGUCCCUCUUAGCUUCACUAUGCAUAAAUCAAAGCCAAUCACCAUGGAUAUGAGUCAGUUCAUCGAUAGCAUUUAUUCGUACUUCCGCUACGGUUUGGGACCGAUGGGAGGUAUCGGAGCAACCGAUUUAGUGGGCUUCAUCAACACCCAAAGUCCAGCGGCCAAAUUCCCCGACAUCCAAUACCACCAUGCUUAUUACCAAGCUAAGCGGCCAGAUUUUGCAUCCCUCAUUCAACCAUUCGGAUUUGAAGACUAUAUCGCUCAUCAGCUAAUCGAAGCCAACAAGGAAGCUGAAGUAUUGAAUGUAUUGGUUACACUCCUAAAUCCCAAAUCGGCUGGAAGUAUCAACCUAAACAGCUCCAGUCCCUUCAAAGCACCGCUAAUCAACGCAAACUACCUCGAUGAUCACCGAGACGUACACACUCUGAUCCGUGGUAUCAGAGUUUUCCGUAAAUUUCUCAAUACUCAGAACUUCAAAGACCACGAAGUGGAAGCGCUCCACAUUAAAAUUGACGAAUGCGACAUAUUAGAGUUCGAUUCCGACAGCUACUGGGAGUGCUAUAUUCGGUAUAUGUCCACCACCAUCUAUCAUCCGGUGGGAACCGCCAAAAUGGGCCCUGAUAGUGAUCCCAAAGCCGUAGUGGACUCCCGUUUGAAAGUUCGUGGUGUCAAGGGGCUUCGGGUAAUCGAUGCCAGUAUUAUGCCGAGCAUUGUGAGUGGCAACACCAAUGCUCCGACUAUUAUGAUCGGUGAGAAGGGUGCAGACUUCAUCAAGGAAGAUUAUGCGGAGGAAAAGACUCACACGGAGUUGUGAGAAGGAAGGCAACAUGGGUAAAUGGGUGGUGAGGCUUUGUAAUACCAAAAAUAAGAUAUUUCCAAA
Uranotaenia lowii is the source of this 2092-nucleotide messenger RNA. RefSeq names its product glucose dehydrogenase [FAD, quinone]-like. The record is from RefSeq and is a predicted model, not a curated record. The transcript has a single exon. NCBI's taxonomy places the organism in Eukaryota, Metazoa, Arthropoda, Insecta, Diptera, Culicidae. Gene Ontology annotation, molecular function: ecdysone oxidase activity; flavin adenine dinucleotide binding. The coding region runs from base 455 to 2026 and encodes 523 amino acids.